AUCUAUUAGGGCCGUGGAAAGAAAAAUAUCUCUGCUCCUGAUUUCGCGUACUGCAAGCUAUUCUGUAAGGUCAAUUCAAAAUAGACAACCAGAAAUGGCCGCAAGCCGGACUGUGUUGCGUUCUGCGACAAUAUUCUUAACGGAGCCAUCGCGGCCCGUUCUCGUUGGCCGUGCUUCUUCCUCCUUCUCGCUCGGAACCAGGCGAACGUUCACUCACAGAUUGUAUUGCAUUUCGUGGAACACUAGGGCUCGAGGAUUUCUCUUUCCGAAACGAACUGUUCUGACUUGCUCCUACGAUGAAACUCAAUCGACGUCGUCGUCUAAUCAGGACGACCAGGGCCCUCCUCAGGAGGCUGUUUUGAAGGCAAUUUCAGAGGUAUCCAAGACAGAAGGGAGGGUUGGCCAUACUACAAAUAUGGUACUUGGAGGAACAGUGACUGAUGAUUCUUCCAAUGAGUGGAUCGCUUUGGAUCAAAAGGUGAACUCGUACCCGGGCGUUAGAGGUUUUACGGCAAUUGGAACUGGGGGAGAUGAUUUUGUGCAGUCUAUGGUUGUUGCUGUGGAGUCUGUCCUCCAAAAGCCAAUUCCUGAGGGCAAGGUGAGGCAUAAAUUAUCGGCAAAAGGGAAGUACGUCUCAGUAAACAUAGGACCAGUUCAAGUAAUUUCCAGUGAGCAGGUUCAAGCCGUGUACAACGCAAUGAAGAGAGAUGACCGUAUGAAAUACUUUCUAUAGAAUUAGGGUUCACUACUUGUACAACUCCAUGUAAUGUAAUCACUCUUAUCCUUUAGAAACCUUGAUUAUUCCACUUAAAAGCUCUCUAAUUUCACUUAAUUUUUUCUUAAUCUCUCUGACUUCCAUCUUAUACUUAAAAAUAUCCAAACCCAACUACCCUUUAUCGUGUUUAAUAUAUUACACCCUUAGUCGCUCCCCACUUUGCCUUGUUUGCUAGCCUGUUGUUGAUAAGCCUUCGUUUCAAAAUUUUGAAUAAAGCAUUUGGUUACCACAGCACCAGACAAA
Messenger RNA from Cucurbita maxima (winter squash), 1018 nucleotides. RefSeq lists its product as uncharacterized. The record is from RefSeq and is a predicted model, not a curated record. The transcript has 5 exons. The coding region runs from base 95 to 733 and encodes 212 amino acids. NCBI's taxonomy places the organism in Eukaryota, Viridiplantae, Streptophyta, Magnoliopsida, Cucurbitales, Cucurbitaceae.